AUGACGACUGAUCCGGUCAGAAAUCACAACCAAGAACUUUUGAAAAAAUUAAUGCCGGGUGACCUGGUCAAGUUUCCAAGAGGAUGGUACACACAUUGGGGUGUAUAUGAAGGUAAUAACUCCAUGAUCCACGUGGCAGGCGUAUUCGAGGAGUCUGUGCUAAAACACAAAGCUGAAAUUAAACGAGAAGACUUCUAUACAGUUUGCGAUCGUGACAAAGCUUACAGUGGCAAUGAUAUGGAUAAAGAAUGGGAACCGCUUAAGACUGCUGACAUUAUACGUCGUGCUAAGGCCAACAUUGGACAAAUGCGAUACGAUUUGCUGUUUAACAACUGUGAACAUUUUGCUAAAUGGUGCCGGUAUGGUAGAAAGUCGAGUGAACAGGUUAAUGAGGUUUUCCAAUUCAUGGAAGAAGCUUUGAUCGUGCUUACUGUUGAAUUGAAAACGUUGUUAAAAGUAGAAAUGCACAAUGAAUCCAAAAGACUAUUCAGAAUGGCUACAGAUAGAAACCAGACUCACAACUUGAAUGUUUUGAGAUCUUUGAAACCCGGAGAUCUUGUCAAAUUCCACAGGAGUUUGUACACUCAUUGGGCUGUUUACGAAGGUGAUAGUAAUGUAAUCCACGUGGAAGGAUCAUUCUGUGAUGAUAUAAAAAGACACAAAGUUGAAAUAAAACGUGAGCAUUUCUUACAUGUUGCACAAGGUGACAAGGCUUAUGAUGGGAAUGACAUGGAUGAUGACUGGGUAGCUGUUGACACUGAAAUUGUACUACAGCGAGCACAGAAUAGCAUUGGACACUGGCAAUACGCGCUAGUCUUCAACAACUGCGUCCAGUUUGCUAAAUGGUGUCGGUAUGGCCUCAGAUCCAAAAAACAGAAUCGUUUUACAUGUGAUCAACAUGUGGGCAAUAGUGAUCAGAUUAAUGUGUGUUCACUGAGUGGUUAA
Molecule: messenger RNA, 945 nt
Organism: Physella acuta
Lineage: Eukaryota; Metazoa; Mollusca; Gastropoda; Physidae
Biological process (GO): N-acylphosphatidylethanolamine metabolic process
Cellular component (GO): cytoplasm
Molecular function (GO): A2-type glycerophospholipase activity; glycerophospholipid phospholipase A1 activity
Source: RefSeq, a predicted model, not a curated record